This is a messenger RNA of Raphanus sativus (radish), 1957 nucleotides long. RefSeq lists its product as uncharacterized. NCBI's taxonomy places the organism in Eukaryota, Viridiplantae, Streptophyta, Magnoliopsida, Brassicales, Brassicaceae. The transcript has a single exon. Bases 139 to 1791 code for a protein of 550 amino acids. The record is from RefSeq and is a predicted model, not a curated record.
GUCAAAGCUGAGGGUAUAUUGGUAAUUAACAAAAAGACAAAAGACAAAAGACAAAAGUUUCGAUCUUUAUUCAUUUCUACUGCCUCCUCCUCUGCUUUUGAAUGAGAACCAGAUCGGACGACACAACGGCGAAGAGAGAUGAACCGGGAAGCGAAGAAGUUAUCUCAGCCGCAGCCGCCGGAGAAUAAGGAAAAUAAGUUAAAAAGGGAGAGACUUCCGGUGAACCCUAUGAGAGGACUCAGUACAAGAAGCUCCGGUAGCAGCAGUUGUAGCAGUGGUAGUCACAGGUUCUUGCUCUCUCAUUCUUUCUCAUCCUCUUCUUCUUCGUCUUCGAUGGGUACUACUAGUGUUAGACCUGUGAGGCCAUUAGUAUCUAAAACCCCCAAGUCUGCUCCAGUUUUGAGUAAACCUUUAAUUAGAAAGAAACUGGAGGAGACUAAGCUCAAGUCUAAUGCUACGGAGAAGCCUCAGAGAUGUAGAACUAACCCUACUUUUGGAAAGCGAGUCGCCGCUAGUGGUAGUAGUAAGAUUAAAGGUUCGGUUUUGAAGAAGCAAUCUUCUGUUGUCUCUAGAGAAGUCAAGCUUAGAGUAGAUGACGACAGUGUUGUAAAAGUCGUUACUCCUGUGUCUACUAAACUAGGAACAGGAUCUAAUUUGGUUUGUAGAAGCAAUGCUGAUGAAGAAGCUAGGGAGGAUAGUAAUCAAGAGAAGACACCACCUGUUCAGGCAUCAGUAUCUCCAGAGAUGAUGCACUGCGGAACGUCUAUGAGUUUGUUGUCAGCAUCAGCUAAGUCACAAGCUUGUUACGCCGCUGGGCAUUUACUCUCUGGUGUUAGUGAUAAGAGGAAAUGCAAGCCUAAAGGGAUACUCACUGUGUGUGAGAAUGGUUUUGAGGUUGGUAAGGGCAAGAUAAUACUGACUGAUUCUGAUGAAUUUGAUGAAGGUGGAAGUUAUGAUGAUAACAUCUCUAUGAUGCUGCCUUUGCCUGCUGAUGCGUCAGUGCACUGGCUUUUAUCUCCUUGUGAUGAGGAGAAAGAAGAUGAGAAGGAGAAGUAUGAGACUCUUUCGCCACUAUCAGAUGGUGGUACCUCUUCUGAUUUAUGCAACAUUAGCGGUGGAAGAAGUCUUUCACCUAUGAAUAUAUGUAAAGAGACGAUGAUUAGAAGGACUAGUUCUUCUCUUUCUCCAAAUGAGCUUUCUCGGUUCAGGAGAUUUAUGCAGCUUUCAUCCCCUAAGUGUGAGCUAGAAGAUCCUUCUGAGCAUUUGGGAGGAGACAAAAGGUCUCCCUUAUCUGUUGAUACACUGGGAAGCGAGAAUGUUAUUCAAACACCAGAGUCCAUCUCAAGCUUUGACAGUUACUUCAGACUCUCGUCUUCCCAAGCUGACACCAAACAUGAGGUUGGUUCAGAACUGGAAUCACUGACAGCGACUCUUCAGUCAACCAAAUUGUCACCACAUGAACCGAGCAGUUCAAGUUUCAACUUUGACUCUUUGGCCACAUCUUCUGAUUCCAUUGAUCUGUCACGGUUUCAGAGAGGUUUAGUUGACAGGGGUCCUCGUGUUACACGGGAGAGAGCGUCAAGGACACAUGUGAGAGUAUCACAGAGUGAAGAAACAAAUAGCCAUUUGCUUCAACUGAAACCCCAACUGACUACAGAUACUGAGUUUGAUAAAGAAGGAAGAAAAUUGCUUCCAUGCUCUGCUGCGGAGUCAAUAAGCACUGAUGGUGGUGGUGGUCUGAUAUGUUCUGAGGAUUCAAAUUGGAUGGCAUGUUACAACAACAAGAGUUAACUUCCUAGACCAUUAGUUUCAAGCAUAUGUUUUCCUUUGUAAGUAUAUGUUCACGUUAGCAGGUAGUAGCUAGCUGCAGGAACUUUCCUUCCUGUUGUUGUGUGUUUCUCUCUUUGUUUUCUUCACAUUUUUCCACUUAUAAAACAGCAAUUCUUGUUUCUGAGCA